Molecule: messenger RNA, 888 nt
Organism: Dendronephthya gigantea
Lineage: Eukaryota; Metazoa; Cnidaria; Anthozoa; Malacalcyonacea; Nephtheidae
Product: serine/threonine-protein kinase nekl-3-like
Exons: 2
Biological process (GO): protein phosphorylation
Cellular component (GO): cytoplasm
Molecular function (GO): ATP binding; protein serine/threonine kinase activity
Source: RefSeq, a predicted model, not a curated record
AUGUCCCUUUUUGGUGGCUUUACACCAAGAGCUCAGGCUGUGGAAAAUGUUAGCACUUCUGCAGCAUUUGAAGACGUGAACUUCCCGAGCUUUUCAUUUCGAGCGCUUUUGAACAAAGAUGAGAUUGGACGCGGAGGGUUUUCCUCCGUUUUUACAGCGGAAUUACCACAAAGUAGAGAAAAGGUCGCUGUGAAAAAGUUUUUAGGAAGUGAUCAAAUAGACGCAAAAAUCUUACUGAAAGAGGCAAAACUUUUAAACAGUUUACGACAUCCAAACAUCGUAGGAUUUAAAGGUAUCUAUAAGGAUAAUUACGCAUUACUUCUAGAGUUUGUCCAGUUCGAUUUCAAGCCUUUUGGGAUAGACCUGCAGGUGAGUUCUCUUGCGGAACUACUGUGUCAUUUUGACAAAUCCGACUGUAAACACGUUUCGGAAAAAGUGUUUAAUCGGGCUGUGGAAGAUGUGGCACUUGGAGUCCAAUACCUUCACGUCAAAGGACUUGCCCACCGAGAUUUAAAGCCGGCAAAUGUUCUUGUCUCGAACCAACAUUACAGUGGCAUGACAGACCAAAAUGAUAUCGAAGGAGAAAGUUUAACAUCACCUCUAGUGUGCAAGUUAACCGACUUUGGGAAUAUCAAGAGCGCUGUUGUGUGUUUAGAAAAGAUGAUGGAGUGUCGUUCAAAACCGAUACCACAAGAGAAGUAUAGCAGGAAGCAAAGCGAAGAAUGGAAAGAAUUGCUCGAAAUUUAUAAGUCGUGUACUGUUUUUGAGCAAACGGAUAGGCCCAAUAUCGAGGACAUUGUUCAAAGGUUACAUUUACGAAAGUCACCAUUAAAUGCUAAAAGAAGUUCUGAAGAUGCCUCAGGCUCAGACGGUGAAAUACAUCUUAAG